UACAUGUGCAGGCCUACGAGCCGCAUCUCCCCUUCCCUCGGCUCCUCCCCGUCCCCUGCCGCCCAGCCUCCCGCCCUGCUGGUGGGAAGUGCAGCUAUGCCCGGCAUUGUGUGUGCGUGUUUGCGCUCUCAUGCCUUUUGUGUGUCACUGCAGAGCGGCGGAGCAGCCGGCGUGCUCUUUUGUCUCCUUCCCAGCUAAGGGCACCUGCCACCGCCGGCUGCUCCCACUGUGCCCGCUCUCCCCACACAAACCCCCGCACUGCCACUGGCUGCUUUCUGCUAAGGGAUCCUUGGCGUUGACUGGGCGAUACCAGAGGGCACUUCCAGGGGGGCUGAGAAGUUUCCUCUGUUUCUCUCUCUGGACAAGGGGAGAAUACAAUGAAGGAUCUGAAGAAGUACUUGACAGAAGGUCUGCUCCAGUUCACAAUCCUUUUGAGCUUGGUCGGUGUGAGGGUGGACUUUGACUUUUACUUGCCCCCCAUUAGGGAGAUUAUCCAGGGCAGCAGCUCCGCCUAUUCCCAGAUCCCCUUCCACAGUCUGAGGGACACUUGGGAGGGGUCCAGCCUGCACCCUAAAAGCCCAGACCUGGACUCCUUCUUCACUGCUAAGAGGUUGCUGGACCAAGUGAGGGCACUGGGGGGGACACGGGUCCCAAGGACUGAAGUGAGUGCAUGGCUGGUGCAUGCUGGCUCAGGAGAUGCUGAGGCAGGUUCAUUCAGUGCUGACCAAACGUUGCUCACUGCAGCUUCUAAUGAGGAGAGCAGCAGCACCACUGACUCCCCUGCUAACAAUCAUGAAGGCCCCAGCCAGCAGUCUUCAAGAAGCACAUUGCACCAGUGCCAUGCAAGCCCAUCCCAGCAGCACAUUGGUCCUGGGGCCGCCCCGACUUCUUCUGAAUAUACCAAAGAGAAACAAGAAGAGAAGCUGGGCUGCAGUCCAAGCACCUAUGAUUACAAUUAUCUGCAUAGCGAGUCUGGGAAACCUGAAAUGAAUGAAGAUGUCACACAAGAAAACACAGAGGAACCUAUUUCAAUAAGGGACAGCACUGAUAUUGAUCUAAAUGCCAGUAAUAACCAGGGAAUAGAGAUUGACAGAAACACAACCGAACCAUCCCUGUUUUUUGAAGAAUUUAUUCAGCUGUUGGCUCAGACAGAAAAUACACUCGAGGGCACAAAUGAGAAUGCACUUAACGCUACACAACCACCGAACCGAAUGCCACAGGGAAACUCUGUGGGAGAGCUAUGGCAGGAUUUCCUCUUUCUUCCUGAUUUAAAUAUUACACUGGAGGAUAUACAGCCUGUUUCUGAUGCCAGCAGUGGUAGAAAUUCCUUAACCCAGAAUGCUGAUGAUUUUGGAGAGACGCUCAGCCAAGAUGUGAAUUUGCAGGAAGUUAUGUUCCCCUCCAGGAGAGAGGAGACUUUGGCCCAAAGAUCAGAACUGUUUCCUCGGUUAAAUUCAAGUUCCAGCUCAGAAGGAAGUCUAAACCCAGCUAACCUGACACAGUUUCUGCCAACUACUGACAACAGCAGUAGAAAUUUAACAACCCAUGAUCUCCUUUCCGGCAUUGAUGAUAAUGUGUUUGAUGAAAUAAAUCUGAUGUCUUUAGCCCUCGAAGAAGGCUUUGAUCCAAUUGAAGUUUCUCGGUUAUUUGAAGAGCCAGAUUCUGACUCUGGACUUUCAUUAAAUUCAAGCCAUAGCCCAACAUCAGUCAGUAUUUCUGAUUCUUCAUCAGUGUCUUUUGGUGAAGAUGAAGGUGCUGCAGGGUACAGCAGUGACUCAGAGAGUGUUUUGUAUGAUGGCCUGGAAGGAGCUGUUGGUAGCAGCUGGCCAGAAGUGAAUAAAUUCUGUCGCCUGGAUUAUCAGCAGAACUCAGACUACUCUGACAAUGUUACUAUGCACAAUGUACAUCAUAAUCACACAUACAAUCAGUUACCUAAUCAAUUAGAACCAGUUCAUGAAUAUCAUUACAGCUUGUCUGAAAAACAGGGCAAGUUAAGGAGCCCAUGUGUCACUGGCAUUGAUAACAACCUCAGUCGUGACGAACGACGAGCCAAAUCCCUAAGAAUUCCAUUUACAGUCGAUGAGAUUGUCAGUAUGCCCGUGGAGAUGUUCAAUAACAUGCUAACUAAGCACUGUCUUACCGAGUCCCAGGUAACAGUCAUACGAGAUAUUAGACGCAGAGGCAAAAAUAAAGUUGCUGCUCAGAACUGCCGCAAGCGCAAACUUGAUGUCAUUCUCAACCUCGAGGACGAUGUGUGUCAGCUCCAGGUACGCAAGGAAAAGCUGCUGAAAGAACGGGCACAGUGCAGUAAAUCUAUGAGCCACAUGAAGCAGAAACUUAAUGACCUUUAUCGGGACGUGUUUAGCAAACUAAGAGACGAACAGGGACGGCCUGUAAAUCCAAGCCUGUAUGCUCUGCACUGCAACAGCGACGGGAGCAUCAUGGUUGUCCCGAGGAGGUUAUUCAAAUCAGGACAAAAGCAGGAUAUGCAGAAAGAAAAGAAGAAAUGAGCCAUUCUGAAAACUAACUUUGUUGAACGUGUAAUAAUUAUAGCAGAUAAGCCUAUAGAUGAUACAAACAUAUGGUUAUUGGGCGAGAGUUGGACAAAUAUUCUAAUAUUUUGAGUUUAUAAACACUGGACUUCCUGAAAUAAUGGACAUGAUAAGUUAUGAGCAUGAUAGUAAGAAUAGGUUUAAUAGCUCAGACACUCGGAUGACAGCUGUCUGCUAAAUCUCUUAUAGCCCUAUCUCCGCACAUAUGGAAUAGCUGCUUUUCCUGUUCAAAUACGGCACUAAACUACUUAGCAGUCAGUACCGAGCGUACAGUAGCACCUGCAUGGAAAUACUGCCUAAAGGAUUUCUAAUUCAUGCAGCUUCAUUGCCUUCCCGUGGCUAUUAUUAAUGUGUAAGCCAUGAGGCCUACAUACACUGCUUUUAUACCUUUCACAGAACAUUAUAGGUAUUCUAAAAUGAAAAUUAGGCCAAUUUUCUGGUAAAAUUGGAAAUAGUAAAGCAUUCGAUAAAUUAAAAUCUGGCAAGCAUUUUUCUUCGUUGCCACCUUUAAUGAAGAUGACUGUUGACUUAUAAAGUGACCUUAGAUUUAGUCUCUUGCACUGGAGCACAUUGUCUCAUGUCAGACUCUAGCUUUACAUAUUCUCUAUUCCUUUGGCUCACGUUUGUUGUGGUGUGUGUUUUUAAUUUAUAUAACUAUACCGGCUUUUAAAGGCUUUAAAUUAUGCUUUUUGUACUUUUUUUUUACUUCAUACCCUGUUGUUUUAAGUGGUCCUGGUGGCUAAUCAUGGGUAAUCAUUUGUUCAUGUAUGUAAUACUAUUAUAUUGAGCAAUCUGGAGUUGCUGGUUCUAUAUUUUUAUGUCAUUUCUCCAGGAUACAGGCAAGCCCAUUACAUUGUUUCUCGUUGUUUUAUUAGCCAAACCAUAUCUGGUAUAGAGACUGAUGUAAUUUGAAUUAAUGCUGCAAGACAAUAUACCUGUUUUCAGAUACCUGCCUUUAUUGUUUUGUAAAAGGGUUGGUUGGGUGUUCAUAAUGGAUAAAUAAAUUCUCAUUAAUUUUCA
Messenger RNA from Xenopus tropicalis (tropical clawed frog), 3572 nucleotides. It is a transcript of the gene nfe2l3, whose product is annotated as NFE2 like bZIP transcription factor 3. Gene Ontology annotation, biological process: regulation of transcription by RNA polymerase II; regulation of DNA-templated transcription; regulation of gene expression. The record is from RefSeq and is a predicted model, not a curated record. Gene Ontology annotation, molecular function: DNA-binding transcription factor activity; sequence-specific DNA binding; RNA polymerase II cis-regulatory region sequence-specific DNA binding. NCBI's taxonomy places the organism in Eukaryota, Metazoa, Chordata, Amphibia, Anura, Pipidae. The transcript has 5 exons. Gene Ontology annotation, cellular component: nucleus. Bases 378 to 2510 code for a protein of 710 amino acids.